Messenger RNA from Acanthosepion pharaonis, 2043 nucleotides. The record is from the annotation of a GenBank genome assembly. Lineage: Eukaryota; Metazoa; Mollusca; Cephalopoda; Sepiida; Sepiidae.
AUGAACCUGCCACCGCGUCUCACCAUGUGUACUACUGCCGAUGCCGACAACACUGCUACUACCCGAACUGCAGCAGCAGCAGCAGCAGUAAUGGUAGAAGCAACUGUUUUAACUUCCAAAUUGAGCUUCUGUUUAUUUUUCAAACUGCUAGUCCCCCUCAUUCAGUCCAUAUCUAUCUAUCUAUCUAUCUAUCUAUCUAUCUAUCUAUCUAUCUAUCUAUCUAUCUAUCUAUCAGAGUCAAUUCAAAUCUAUCUAUCUAUCUAUCUAUCUAUCUAUCUAUCUAUCUAUCUAUCUAUCAGAGUCAAUUCAAAUCUAUCUAUCUAUCUAUCUAUCUAUCUAUCUAUCAGAGUCAAUUCAAAUCUAUCUAUCUAUCUAUCAUCUAUCUAUCUAUCUAUCUAUCUAUCUAUCAGAUCUAUUCUAUCUAUCUAUCUAUCUAUCUAUCUAUCUAUCUAUCUAUCAGAGUCAAUUCAAAUCUAUCUAUCUAUCUAUCUAUCUAUCUAUCUAUCUAUCUAUCUAUCUAUCUAUCAGAGUCAAUUCAAAUCUAUCUAUCUAUCUAUCUAUCUAUCUAUCUAUCUAUCUAUCAGAGUCAAUUCAAAUCUAUCUAUCUAUCUAUCUAUCUAUCUAUCUAUCUAUCAGAGUCAAUUCAAAUCUAUCUAUCUAUCUAUCUAUCUAUCUAUCUAUCUAUCUAUCUAUCUAUCUAUCUAUCAGAGUCAAUUCAAAUCUAUCUAUCUAUCUAUCUAUCUAUCUAUCUAUCAAUUCAAAUCUAUCUAUCUAUCUAUCUAUCAUCUGUCUAUCAGAGUCAAUUCAAAUCUAUCUAUCUAUCUAUCUAUCUAUCUAUCUAUCUAUCUAUCUGUCUAUCAGAGUCAAUUCAAAUAUAUCUAUCUAUCUAUCUAUCUAUCUAUCUAUCUAUCUAUCAGAGUCAAUUCAAAUCUAUCUAUCUAUCUAUCUAUCUAUCUAUCAGAGUCAAUUCAAAUCUAUCUAUCUAUCUAUCUAUCUAUCUAUCUAUCUAUCUAUCAGAGUCAAUUCAAAUCUAUCUAUCUAUCUAUCUAUCUAUCUAUCUAUCUAUCUAUCUAUAUCUAUCAGAGUCAAUUCAAAAUCUAUAUCUAUCUAUCUAUCUAUCUAUCUAUCUAUCUAUCUAUCAGAGUCAAUUUCAAAUCUAUCUAUAUCUAUCUAUCUAUCUAUCUAUCUAUCAGAGUCAAUUCAAAUCUAUCUAUCUAUCUAUCUAUCUAUCUAUCUAUCUAUCUAUCUAUCAGAGUCAAUUCAAAUCUAUCUAUCUAUCUAUCUAUCUAUCUAUCUAUCUAUCUAUCUAUCUAUCUAUCUGUCUAUUCAAGUCAAUUCAAAUCUAUCUAUCUAUCUAUCUAUCUAUCAGAGUCAAUUCAAAUUCAUCUAUCUAUAUCUAUCUAUCUAUUCAAAUCUAUCUAUCUAUCUAUCUAUCUAUCUAUUUUGAUCAGAUUUAAAUAUAUCUAUCUAUCUAAUCUAUAUAUCUAUUAUUUAAAAUCUAUCUAUCGAAGGAAAUCUGUCUUAUCAGUAAUUCAUUUAUAUUUCUAUCUAUCUAUCCGCGGAUUUAAAUCUAAUAUCUAUCUAUUUUAUCUAUCUAUCUUCUUGAUGUUCAAAUUAUCUAUCUAUCUAUCUAAUUGCCGAUCAUUCAAAAAUCUAUCUAUUAUCUAUCUAUCUAUCUAUCUAUCUAUCUAUCGGUUUAACGCAAUUCAAUCUAUCUAUCUAUCUAUCUAUCUAUCUAUCUAUCUAUCUAUCAGAGAAUCAAAUCUAUCUAUCUAUCUUGUCUAUCUAUCUAAUCUAUAUUUCUAUCCUCCAACUCGUCUCUCCACUGUCUCUAGCCCAACUCUUGCCCGGGCUAAUUCUCACCUGUCUCUCUAUUCCGUCUGCCUCUUCCGUCUGCCUCUUCCGUCUCUCUCUGUCGUCUGCCUCUCCUGUCUCUCACUUCCGUCUGCCUCUUCCAUCUCUCUCUUGCGUCUGCCUCUUCCGUUUCUCUCUUCCGUCUGCCUCUUCCGUCUCUCUCUUCUGUCUGCCUCUUUUUCAGCAUAA